CCGGCGCUGGAGCAGGUAAAACAGGCUGAACCUGCGCUGGGCGUCACGGGAGUUGGGAAGAAAACCGCUUGUCGCGGCUCCAAGUUCUCACAGGGCAAGCGGAGGCGAGCGAGCACCCAGCCACCUACCGACCUACCUACCUGUGUGGUCGCGUAAGACCCUCCAGAACCCAGAACACAAGGGGGCGAACGCAUCCGGAAUGCAUGACCUGGACAGCAAUCAGAGCGUGUAAACAGGGGCGCAAGAGUGUUGAACUGAAUCCCGGAUAAACAUAUUCAAGAAAGUAGCUUUGAAAGCUACACCGAAGGUGGCUGAGUGACGGAAAGAGAGAGAGGGAGAGGGAGGGAGGCAGAGAGAGAGAGAGAGAGAGAGAGAGGCGGUUAGUGAGGGCGAUGCAUGUUACUAACUAGUGUACCUGCUACUGAGUUACAGCAAGUGGCAGAAAGACAAGGACCGGCUGAAACAUCGAACAGCAGUGGAAUAUGGAGGAUAGUGCAGCAGCCAUAACAUUGGAGCUACAGGCCGACGACCCAUCCACAGGUGACGGUGCUAGCCUCACCCCCGCCGCCUCCGUCUGCGGGCUGUCCGACCAGGAUUGCGCGAUCUGCUUCUCGCCCUUCGACAAUGUCUUCAAGCUGCCGAAGCUGCUGAAGUGCGGGCAUACCUUCUGCCUCGAGUGCCUGGCCCGCAUGAAUGUGUCCUCGGACAAUGUCAGCUCGGUCACCUGCCCCUUCUGCCGCCACCUCACCCCGCUGCCGUCGGGCAAGGGGCUGCCCGCACUCAACAACAACCAGGCCGUGCUGUCCCACCUGCCCUCGGGCAUGCAGACCGUGCCCUCCAUCCGCUUCAGCCGGGACAAGGGCAAGCUCUACACCAAGGCUCCCGACCCGGGCUCCUUCCUCAAGCCCGUCAACAGCAUCAGCAUGAGUCUGGACGUGGGCCAGCCGGCGACCAGGGGACUGGGCAACAGACAGAACAUGCCCUACCGCUCCAGGUGGUGCUACUACAUGGCCAUCUUGUGCGUGGUGCUCCUCACCGUCGCCCUGGUCGUCUCCGGGGUCUUUAUCUUUGUCAUCGUGCCCUCCGUCACCUCCUUAGGACAGAACUCGACGGGAUCCUCAUCAUCCCCCUAACCCCAACAACCCCCCCAAACCCCCAACCAUCGAGGACAUGCUCCAUCAGUGCCAGGGACUUCAAAAGCCGAGCUUGGACACUUGUCCUACAACAUCUCUCUCUGGCCCCUCUGCCCCGGGAUUUUUGUCCUCACGAAGCCAUCAACAAACUCAUCAGGGAUAGACACAGCCACAAACUCAACAUGGCAAAGAUUUUUGCCCUCAUCGACCCAGCAACAAACUCAUCUGGGCCUGGACUUUGCUGGUAAAGACCCAACACAAACUCAACUCAAUGAUCGCCCCCUCAACAUCGGACCUCCCACGUGAUGGUCUUCCUCUUGGUCCUCUCGCCUACAGUCACAGGACAUGGUUGGUGGACAGUGCCAAUGUAUCUCAGAACAUCUCCCCAGCUCUGUGGACCAUCCCAGUCACCAGGGGGGAGUGCGAAUUGGAGGACGAUCCCGUGUCAGGAGAUGCCAUCUCAGGCUUCCUCAACAGUACUGUACCGUCCGAAGCAGGGUGUGCUUUUGGGAGCAGAUUCCAAAGCUUGGGAUCCAGUGAACUGAAGAGACUGAUCAAUGAAACUGACAUCUGUGAGAGUGAGAGGAGAUGUACUCUAUAGAUGGGCAGAUGGAGGUGCAGGGAGUAGAGGGGUAUGAUCAUGUAUAGGCAGAUGAGAUCAGUCUAGCUUGGGGUGGUACAUUGUCACAGCAAUAGAAUUGUUGCCUUAUAGCUCCACAGACUCGGAUUCGAUCCUGACUAUGGGUGCUGUCUGUACAGAGUUGUUCUUUCUCCCCAUGACCUGCAUGGGAUUUUUCUAGGUGCUCCAGUUUCCUCCCAUAUUCCAGAGACAUGUAGGUCAAUUGGCUUCGGUAACAAUUGCAAAUUGUGUAGGAGCGUGCCUGUGUGCGGGGAUUGCUGGUCGGUGCCGACUCGGUGGACUGAAGGGCCCAUCUCCGCACUGUAUCUCUAAACUAAAUUAAACUUAAAUCAAAAUCUUUUUUAUUUAGUUUUCAGGAU
Amblyraja radiata (thorny skate) is the source of this 2132-nucleotide messenger RNA. Its product is annotated as RING finger protein 225. The record is from RefSeq and is a predicted model, not a curated record. The coding region runs from base 483 to 1133 and encodes 216 amino acids. Gene Ontology annotation, molecular function: ubiquitin protein ligase activity. The transcript has 2 exons. Lineage: Eukaryota; Metazoa; Chordata; Chondrichthyes; Rajiformes; Rajidae. Gene Ontology annotation, biological process: protein ubiquitination.